CCACUGCAACCAUUGUCCAUGCUCGAUCCUUAUCGCAUUAAACAAUUGCAGUUCAUUGUUUACGUUGCAACUUUCGAAGGCUUUCCAAUAAUGAUAAAUUAAUGCAGCCAAAUUACCUACAUCAUUGGUUUUCUAUUAGCUAAUGUGAUGAGAUUUUCUAAAUUUUAAAAUCUAAGUUACCCGAAGAAUAGAAAAUGAAAGCCCAUUAUCUCGCUAUCUCGAUUAGCCCGCGUAUGAUUAUUGGGGGAACUAUCAUAAGUGCACGUACGCCUAAGUGACAGUGAAUUCUGAUGUGAGUCCCAAAGUAAAUAAACAGUGGAUGUGCUAUGAUGAGCGGGAGACGGAGUAGGCCGCGACCUCGGCGCCGGACCGACCAGGACAAGAAGCAGGAGGACUUGCUCAUUGCUUGGAGCGACGAGUUGUGCAAUAGCGAGGAGGUGCCAGAAGUCGAGAUCGUCAGCCUUCUCCAAGAGCACAUUCCCAAGUAUCGGUUGCGAGCGGACAGCCUCACGCAGUUUGGAGGGUACGAGAAUCAAGAUUGGUUCAUACCGUCGCCGGCGCUGCCGGUUAGCUCGCAGGACCUCGAGCUAACGCCUGACCAGAUCAGGGAGACGCUUAAUUACUUUCUUUUAUGCAGCAACAGGGUGAGCCAAAUGACAAAAACCUACAAUGACAUUGAAGCGGUAACAAGGCUCUUAGAAGAAAAAGAGAAAGAUUUGGAGCUGACGGCUCGCAUCGGCAAGGAGCUGCUCUCAGCCAACGGCCGCCUGGAGGCUCGCGUCACAGCGCUAGAGGGGGAGCUGCGGGGGGCGAGGGACCACAUCACACAGCUCAGACAUGACCUCUCCGCCAAGACUGAUCUGCUACAGGUGCUAACAAAUGACACCGAGGAGUCACCCACGGAGGAGCCGGAGGGGGCGACGGCGCUAGCGCUCCGCAAGCGGCAGGGUGCCCUGGAGCGGGAGAACCGGGCGCUGCGCGAGGAGGCCGCGCGCCUCGCCGCCGGCGCCGACUCCGCGGAGCUGGCCGAGAAACAGCUGUUGAGGGACAUUGCUGCGCAGCUCUCGAGCGCGAACUCGGAGGCGAACGCUCUCGGCUCGGAGUUGUUCGAGGAGAGGCAGAGGUCGAAUGAGCUGCAGCACCAGCUGGACAGCACCAACGCGAGGCUAGCGGUCAGCGAGCGUACCCUACAACAGUUGAGGACAGAGCACGAGCACACGCUUCGGAUUUUGGAGAUAACUAAAGAAAACCAAAAUGCACUUGCAGCUGAAUUGGCCGAUGCCAAGGAGCGAUAUGCCGAGGUUGCGGCUCACCUCGCCGAGGCGCAGGAACAACUUCGGGCGCUGCGCAAGCGCGGCGAGGUCACGCGCGGGCUCAUGCCGAGCGUCGCGGCCGCCGCCGGCCUGCUGCCCGCGAGUCUGCACCGCGAGAUGCAUUCCUCCGUGUACUCCGAGCUCAGCCUGGAUUCCGGCAUCGGGGAUCCGAUGGCGCAUUCGAGUAUGCAGAAGGUGUUCGAGACGGUGCAGUGUGCGUCGCGGUGGUCCGGCGGGUCGAUCUCGGGGUCGGACGUAGCGGACAGCUCCGCCCCCGGCCCCGUCCCCUACAAGCCGCCGCCCAAACCGACCUCCACGGACUCGUUCUUCGAGGACACGUCCGAUACGGAAUCGGAGGACCUAUAUCCUGGCGGAUCGGGAGUGGGCGUGCCUGGGGCACCGGGCGCGGCGGAGCUGGCCGCGGCGUUGCGACGCCUCACGCCACAGGAGAUCAACUCGCGCCGCGCCUCGCUCGCCGCCUCGCACGUGCUGCGGCGACGCAGGACAGGUGAAGAUCGCGAUGUGAGCGAGGAGAGCGCGGUGUGGGGCGCGGGCGCGGGCGGCGGGCUCGCGCGGUUCCGUGCGCCGCACAAGCUGCAGAUCGUCAAACCUAUGGAGGGCUCCCUCACGCUGCACACUUGGGCCCAGCUCGCUAAGCCAACCAUGUCAGGCUUACUCGAAGACCAAGAGGGCGUGGGAGUGCGCGGGUCUCGGAGCGCCCAGGCUCUCGGCCUACGCGUGUACCGACUGUCAGACGUGGAGGAGGACGAUGACAUGCCCCGCCUACCGUACUCCAGCCACAUAUACACGUUCACUAACAGCACAGUAUUACAUCCGAACGACGGCAGCCUCGUAGGUAGCAACGUGAGCAGCGUGUGCGGCAGCGGCGUCAGCAGCUUGGCCAGCAGCGUGCUCGGCAGCGCGUGGAGCUCGCGCCGCACCUCGCGCCGCUCCUCCGCCGCCGUGUCGCCCGUGCUCUCCCGGCGCGACUCCCUCGUCGCCCCGCCCUCGCGCCCGCACUUCACGCCCACCGCCACCCCCGCCAACAGCCCGCUGCUCGGCUCGCCCGACUCCUCCCCGCCGCCCACGCCGCGCCCCGGCGACGCCCCGCCCUCGCUCCACGCCCUCAUCGCCAGCGGCACCUCCAUCCUGCGCCGCCGGUACCUCGCCUCGCCCGACUCCGACCCCUCGCCCGCGCCGCUCGCGCUGCAGACGCCCGGCUCGCUCUACAUGGGCCUCGUGCACCGCAGCCCCAUGGAGCAGCUCACGUGCCUCAAGCGGACGCUGCGGUCGCCGGCCGCCGCGCAGCCGGACCGGAGCGGGGCUGCGGCGCCCCUGGGCGUGCCCGCUCACCCCGGCGAGGGCGCCCUGGAUGCGGCGGCGGGUCCGGGGGCCGCGCGCCGGCGGGCGAGGGCGCCGCGACCGCGCACGGACUUGGGCACGGUGGGCGCCACGCCGGUGUCGUCCCCGCCCCCCGACUCCUCGCCCCUCGGCACCCUUAGCACCUUUCUGUUCGGACGAAAAGGCGGUCUGCUGUAGUGGUGAUGCGGCGUAGUAGAGGAGGCUCCUGCGAUCGCUCGGACGCCGCUCGCGAGCCGCGUCACCGAGGCGACACUCGACAGGAGGGAGGCGCGCGAUAGGCUUUAUGAUAUGAUUUCGAUCAUAUUAUGUGAUUUAGUCGUAGAAUCGAACUUUACAGUUACACCUGAGAUACUUAUUCAGUAAUUAUAUGUCUAAUCGAAGAUUUUUGUGUGUUAUGUUUGUGGUCGUGAGGCUUCUAUUUUAUGUAAAUUGACGUGUUGUUAUCGUUUUUGUUUGUAGAUAAUUUUUAGUGAAUUGAUUUCGCAUUUAUAUGACUGACUUUGAUAUCGAUUUAUGUUUACUCGGUGGCCUCCAGACGUCCGCGGCGGGCUCCCCGUGACAUUCCUCUGUGGCCGAUAUGUUUCCACACCGCGAUGAGUGGGGGGCCGCGCCCGGGCACGGCAUGCAUCUUAAAGCAAAACUGCUCAACUAUUAAGACAGUAUUUGUUUUUAUUAGUCAAUUUUUUUAUUGUAAUAUCAUUUUGAGAUAAUUUUUUUGUUUCGUUUCGAAGGGUUGUUAAAUGGCGCUGUUUAUUUUUGGUUGUCGUAUUAUACUUAAUCAAUUUUUUUUAUAUUUCUAAUACCGACGUUAGUGAUCGAUAUAAUUAACGAUUCAUUAUUAAUCACGCUUUGUAAAUAAAUAAUAUUCCAUAAUUUAGAAGAGUACAAAUUAUUUAUGUUAGCGAUUAGCGAUAAUUUGAGAAAUUAUUUGCGUAAAAUAUAAUUUGAACAUAGUUUCAUCGAUCCAUCUAAAAAAUGUUUACUAAUCAUGAUAAAUCCAGUUAUUUGCUUUACAUAACCAUAAGUAAGCUAAAGUGGUGCAUGCUAUAGUUUUAAGUAGUUAUUUUAUUCAAUUGAAAUUGUUCCUUCGCCUGUCGAGGAGGUUCGGUAGCUGAAUUUCGGUUUACUUCGGUACUUGUACUUUUGAUAGCUUUAUUAUUUAUUAAUCUUUCGGUUUAAAUAGGAAGAGGGAGCUUACUGUUAUCACUAGAUAUUUCGAAUCAUGUUUGUAACAUUUUUAUAAUUUCGAUAAAAUAAUCAUGUAGCUUUAAGUAAAAUCAUACCUGUCAAUGUUUGUUGAAGUAUUGUGUUGAGGGCCUGCAGAUAUUAGAAAAUAGGAUAUUAUUUUAUUACCUUAUGCUUAAGGUUUUGUUGUACUGCCUACAAAUUAACCUUAUUAUUGCACACUUUUAAUGCUGUUGCAUAGAGUCGUGGAAUAGUCAAAAUGGCUGCCAUUCUAGUGUGUGCAGGCCCUAACACAGUUUGCUAUACCAACGUCUCCAACCUCGGUGCUAGCGAUAAUGCCAGUGACGUUUGAAUUAUCUGAUUAAUGAUAACUGCUUUAUAUUAAGUUGUAUAUGAAUCAUGUAGGGAGUUAGAGUAUUAUUUUUUUAUCAUAAUCGGAUCGGAGUAAAUGUGAAAGUAGUCAGAACGGCUGUGAGGCGUGUCGUUUGUGGUUGAUUUGAGAUACUUAAGACAGGCACAAACUGUAAAGAUUAAGGGAACUUGUUGAGAAUUGACAAUUACAAAUAGCUAUUGAUUGUAUUAUAAUAGAAAUAUAAUUUAUUCCGACAUUA
Messenger RNA from Aricia agestis (brown argus), 4471 nucleotides. It is a transcript of the gene milt, whose product is annotated as trafficking kinesin-binding protein milt. Lineage: Eukaryota; Metazoa; Arthropoda; Insecta; Lepidoptera; Lycaenidae. The record is from RefSeq and is a predicted model, not a curated record. Bases 327 to 2852 code for a protein of 841 amino acids. The transcript has 15 exons.